Molecule: messenger RNA, 1117 nt
Organism: Salpingoeca rosetta
Lineage: Eukaryota; Choanoflagellata; Craspedida; Salpingoecidae
Exons: 4
Coding region: 452-1117 (221 amino acids)
Source: RefSeq, a predicted model, not a curated record
UGUCGACAAAACACAAACCGCCACAAGGUCACAAGCCCAGCCAGGACACCUUUGCAAAGAGCAGCGUCCUCUCUCUCUCUCUCUCGCCCCUCUCUCUCUCUCUUGCCACGUUUGUUAUUGUGAGCAUCACCAUCGGACGAAACGAACAAACGCAAAGCAGGGAGCACGCAAAGAGAUCGAAGAGAACAAAGGAUAGACGAGACAAGAACACAACAACCAAACAGCACCCGACCACGGACGAGCAGACAGCGUCGUCAGUUCGACACUCCCACACCUGCAAUCGACUGCAAGCGCCUGCAACACCGCAUUACCUUUGUUUUGGACCACAGCAAGGUUGACCUGCUGAAGCAGACACCUGGCGUAUUACACGAAGCUCCAAAGGCAACCAACGAAACAAGGCCUUCGUGCAGGCACAUUGUUCGCGUGACCCGUCACAGCCCCACAGUCAGGCAUGAGCAACUACCCGAACCAAGGGACUGACCAUGAAGACCAACGCGAACCCACGCUGCCUUUUGCGACGUUGGAGCAGCAGCAGCAAGCGCAGGCAACUGCGGGGCCAAGCGAGGACUUGGCCUGGAGCACCGUGUCACUCCUUCCAUCCUCUUCCCUGUACCAUCAAGCCACAGCACCUCCUCUCCAGCCACGGCAACAGGUCCCGCAGCACGUGCCGGCCCGAGACCAACCGCAACACCGAACCGUGUCCGACACGGAGGCUUCGCCAACCUCGACAACGAUGCCACGUGCACCGUUCCAGCAACAACAGCAACAACAGCAACAACAGCAACAACAGCAACAGCAGUUGCAACGACAACAGCAGUUGCAACGACAACAGCAGCAACAGCAGCAACAGCAGCAGCAGCAGCAGCAGGCAACACAGCGACUCUCCCCACUACCACUGUAUGAAAUGCCAUACGAGCAGCAGUAUAUCCCGACGUUGGGCCAGGGCUCAUCAAGUGGGGAUGUGGAUGCGCCGGAGCAGCCGCCGCAGGCCUCGCCCUUCGGCCACGCACCACCACGCAACUGCCAGCAGCAGCAGCAGGAACAGCAGCAGCAGCAGGACCAGGACCAGCAGCAUCAACAAGAACUGCAGCACCAACAGCAGCACCAACAGCAAUAG